This is a messenger RNA of Ostreococcus lucimarinus CCE9901, 1830 nucleotides long. RefSeq lists its product with no specific name. The transcript has a single exon. The record is from RefSeq and is a predicted model, not a curated record. Lineage: Eukaryota; Viridiplantae; Chlorophyta; Mamiellophyceae; Mamiellales; Bathycoccaceae. Bases 1 to 1830 code for a protein of 609 amino acids.
AUGGGCGCGCGCUGCUGCAGACCGCGCGCCGACGAUGGAGACGCGGUCGCGCGCGCCGACGCCGACGUCGACGCGCUCCACGACGCGUUCCACGACGCGCGUCACGACGCGUUCGAGAUCGAUUGGGACGACGACGUGCGAUGCGACGCGAAUUUCGACGUCGCGCGCGCGCGGCGCGAGUGGAUCGGCCGCGCGGACGCGCUGACGACGGUGGACGCGUGCGCGAACGAUGCCGAACGGUUGGCGGCGCUCGGCGAGCUCGAGGCGGCGCUGUGGAUGGUGGCGCGGGAGGACGCGACGGGGAGCGCGCGGGACGAGGCGUCGACGCGUCGACGCGAGGCGUGGCGGGACGUGUACGAACAAGCGAUCGCGCUGAACGACGUUGAAUUAGAGGAACAUCACGAUGGGUGGAAACCGGUGGAUAAGGGGGCGAAGCGAGCGGCGCAUCAUCGGCGACAGGCGAGCGUGGAGGUGGACGCGGAGGUCAUCAUUGGAGCGAAUCACAGCCGGCGAGCGUCGAGCGUGGACUUUGGGAUGCGGAGGACGUCGAGCGUGGAUUUCGGGCGGAUGCGAGCGAGCGAGAGCGGGAGUCGACGGACGUCGAGCAUAGAUUUAGGGCGAGGGUUGAGUCGACAGUGGGCUUCGAGCGUGGAUUUCGAGCGUGGGGGCGCGAACGACGCUCGGAGAAGUUUGCGACAGUCGGGCGCCGAAGUCGAGGUGAGUUUAGGACGGACGGAUAGGGAGAAACGAGGCGUGAUUGAUUUUGGCGAACUCACCGAUCUUGCGAGUUCGCGCGCGUCGAUGUCGGACGGUGAAGAAGACCCGUUGGCGCCUCGGUAUGGACGUCGGAGACGAAGCAGACACUCGAGGAGCGGUAGCGUGAGUUCGAGCGACGGCGCCGUCAUCGCGACGCAACCAGAUCCGUUGAGCGGGAGCGAGAGCGGAGGUGAAAGCAGCGUGCGUGGAACCGCUGGCGUCCCGGGGGUGGUGCAAGAAACGUUCGAGGCCGACCCUGAUUUGGACGAGCGUUUGGUGAUAUAUUACGGACGCUUCAAAGGCGGAACGGUGCACAGCAUCAAACUGAGCGCGACGUUUGACGCGCCGCCGCAUAGACUCGUCGCCAUCGCGCGCGAGUGGGAUUUAAUGACGCUUUGGAACGUCUAUGCCAUAGAAACGUCCAUAAUGCUCGUUCGCGGGCUCACGCACUUGGUCGUAUACUCCGCCAUUUGGCUUCCCUGGCCGCUGAGCGCUCGAGACAAAAUCAUCGUCAUCGAUUCCACGUACGUCGGUCAACCGCCGACGCGAGCGUACGAUCACUUGAACAUCCCCGGCAUGGAUGAUUUCGAAUCAGAAGUCCCGCAUUCGUGUGCGAUAUUAAUCACUCGAACCAACAAAUCGGGCGACGACCUGGGUUCGGGCGCGCCACCGUCCGCCAAAUCGCGCAAGCGCAUCGAAUUCGUCGGCAAUUGCGGCAUGCGCAUGCGCGCGCUCCCGCCCGUCGCCGGUUCAAAAUCCAUCCGCACCCGCGGCGACAUCGUCGUCCACGCCGACGUCAAGAUGCGUUUCAUCCCCACCACCGUCGUGCGUUUCGUCCUUCGCGUCAUGGCUCCGUGGGUCCAUCGCAUGAUCGACAAGAUGCUCAAAUCGCCAAAGUAUUUCGGCGCGAGCGAUUCGUUGUUUCAGCCGCGCAUCGACGCCAAUCCUGAUUUAUAUCGCAUGGUUCGUCGACGGUUGGGCGAACCCGAAUUCGACGACGUCACCGCCGAGGUCAUCGUUCCCGACGCCCUGGCGCGCGCGCGGCCCGUCGUCGCGUCCGCGUCGUCGUCGUGA